Messenger RNA from Sorex fumeus (smoky shrew), 1758 nucleotides. It is a transcript of the gene SLC18A2, whose product is annotated as solute carrier family 18 member A2. The transcript has 16 exons. Gene Ontology annotation, cellular component: synaptic vesicle membrane; terminal bouton. The coding region runs from base 140 to 1705 and encodes 521 amino acids. NCBI's taxonomy places the organism in Eukaryota, Metazoa, Chordata, Mammalia, Eulipotyphla, Soricidae. Gene Ontology annotation, biological process: aminergic neurotransmitter loading into synaptic vesicle; transmembrane transport. The record is from RefSeq and is a predicted model, not a curated record. Gene Ontology annotation, molecular function: serotonin:sodium:chloride symporter activity.
UGACGUCAGAGCCGGAGCGGGUAAACUGAGCGGCGGCGGCGGGGCGGGGGCGAGACGGCGAGCGGAGCGCGGGGCGGCCAGACGGAGCUCGCGGCGGCGGGGCAGGCAGCGCCCGCGACCCCCAGCCGAGCCCCCAGCCAUGGCCCUGAGCGAGCUGGCGCCGCUGCGCUGGCUGCAGGAGAGUCGCCACUCGCGGAAGCUCAUCCUCUUCAUCGUGUUCCUCGCGCUGCUGCUGGACAACAUGCUGCUCACCGUCGUGGUCCCCAUCAUCCCGAGUUACUUGUACAGCAUCAAGCAUGAGAAGAACGCCACGGAAGUGCAGACCCCCAGGCCGGCGCUCCCGGCCACCACCACCACCACCACGGGCAGCUUCCAGAACAUCUUCUCCUAUUAUGACAACUCCAUCAUGGUCACGGGCAACGGCACCGGAAGCCAUCCAGGUGGGCCACCACCGCCCAGGGCCACCACGCAGCACAUGGUCACUAACCGGUCUGCUGCCCCUUCCGACUGCCCGAGCGAAGACAAAGACCUCCUGAAUGAAAAUGUGCAAGUGGGCCUGCUGUUCGCAUCCAAGGCCACCGUCCAGCUGCUCACCAACCCCUUCGUAGGGCUCCUGACCAACAGAAUCGGCUACCCCAUCCCCAUGUUUGCAGGGUUUUGUAUCAUGUUUGUCUCCACGCUCAUGUUCGCCUUCUCCAGCAGCUACGCCUUCCUGCUCAUCGCCAGGGCACUGCAGGGCAUCGGCUCCUCCUGCUCGUCCGUGGCUGGCAUGGGCAUGCUGGCCAGUGUGUACACAGAUGAUGAAGAGAGAGGCAACGCCAUGGGGGUCGCCCUGGGAGGCCUGGCCAUGGGGGUCCUAGUGGGCCCCCCCUUCGGGAGCGUGCUCUAUGAGUUUGUGGGGAAGACCGCCCCGUUUCUGGUGCUGGCGACGCUGGUGCUCUUGGACGGAGUGAUCCAGCUCCUGGUGCUCCAGCCAUCCCGGGUGCAGCCGGAGAGCCAGAAGGGGACUCCACUCACCACCCUGCUGAGGGACCCCUACAUCCUCAUCGCUGCAGGCUCCAUCUGCUUCGCCAACAUGGGCAUCGCCAUGCUGGAGCCGGCCCUCCCCAUCUGGAUGAUGGAGACCAUGUGUGCCCGCAAGUGGCAGCUGGGCAUCGCUUUCUUGCCGGCGAGUGUCUCUUAUCUCAUUGGAACCAACGUCUUUGGGAUACUCGCGCACAAAAUGGGGAGGUGGCUCUGUGCUCUCCUUGGGAUGAUAAUUGUUGGAAUCAGCAUCUUAUGUGUUCCUUUUGCAAAGAGCAUUUAUGGACUCAUAGCUCCAAACUUCGGUGUGGGGUUUGCAAUUGGGAUGGUGGACUCCUCCAUGAUGCCCAUCAUGGGCUACCUGGUCGACCUACGCCACGUGUCCGUCUACGGCAGUGUGUAUGCCAUUGCCGAUGUGGCCUUUUGUAUGGGCUAUGCCAUAGGUCCUUCCGCCGGUGGUGCGAUUGCCAAGGCAAUUGGAUUUCCAUGGCUCAUGACAAUUAUUGGAAUCAUUGAUAUUCUUUUUGCGCCUCUCUGCUUUUUCCUUCGAAGUCCCCCUGCCAAGGAAGAAAAAAUGGCUAUUCUCAUGGAUCACAACUGUCACAUUAAAACAAAAAUGUAUACUCAGAAUAAUAUCCAGUCGUACCCAAUAGGUGAUGAAGAAGAAUCUGAAAGUGACUGAAACCCUAAAAAAUUCAUCCUAGUAUUUGUGUCAAGUGUUUUCAAACAACUCAC